AUGAUGAAGCCGGCUUGUCUGCUUCUAGCCUUUGCGGCCGCGGCCUGUGCGACUGAGCUGCCUGUGGAGGAUCGCGCAUGCUGGGAUCGCUUUGAACUUUGGAACAAGAACUGCGCUCUGUUGGCGACGACGAGGACAAAAGUUUGCACAAAGACAGUCACGCCGACGGGGAUCACGGAUUGUUCCAGCUUCACAACGCAAACGGUAGAGCAUACGGCAACUAUCACGCUUGACCCGGGCCAUACCGUCACUGCAACCGAGACACAGACGGCAGUUCAAACCGACUAUCACACAGUAACAGCUAUCCAGACAGAAAUUGCCACGGUGACUGGUACACAGUUUCAAACAGAAAUCCAAACAGUCACAAACACCCACACAGAUCUCCAGACUGUGACCAACCUCCAGACGGAUUAUCAAACUGUCACCAAUGUUGAGACUGUCACAGAUGUCAAGACAAAUUUUGAAACAAUCACAAACAUCCAAACGGUAGUGGAUCUGCAAACAGUGACGGAUAUUCGAACCAACUUUGAAACAGUUACUGCUUUGCAAACAGUGACCGAUGUUCAGACCGUUACAAAUAUACAGACCAAUGUGGAAACAAUUACAGCCAUGCAGACAGUAACAGAUCACGAAACUGUCACCAAUGUCCAGACCCAAACAGUCACGCAGACAGCGGCGGUGAAUCAAGCCUGCGCAACCUCCACAGGCCUCAAUAUCGUGGCAAACCCAGGCUUCGAAGUCUCCGGGUCGUGGGUAUUCAUGCCAGCUUCAAGCGACUCCGAUGUGGAGAUUGCAGCUGGCGGUGGCCAGGAAGGAGCCCGCUAUCUCCGCAUGCGCACUCCAGGAACCUCUUCGAACUUGGGCCAGAAUGUUCUCCAAUCGAUUUCUGUUUGUCCCGGCAGAAGUUACAAGCUUACUUUCUGGUACAAGCGAGCCACCUCCGCUGGAACAAUUACGGUGAGGGCGUAUCUAGGUUCCAUCGUCGUGUUCUCCGGCACUGCAACAUCUUCCACUUGGGUGGAGGGACAAGGCGUCUGGACGGCCCCUAACGGACUUGAUUCCGCCAUGCUAAGGUUUGAAGCGGCCUUCUCGGGUGGAGUUGGCUCGUCGAAAGAAGUGAACCUGGACAAUGUUAAGGUGGUGGCAACUAGUUAA
Molecule: messenger RNA, 1155 nt
Organism: Ophidiomyces ophidiicola
Lineage: Eukaryota; Fungi; Ascomycota; Eurotiomycetes; Onygenales; Onygenaceae
Exons: 3
Coding region: 1-1155 (384 amino acids)
Source: RefSeq, a predicted model, not a curated record